AUGAAAAGCUCAUCAAUGACGAGCAAACACGAUAAAGACUUCAAUUACGCCGUACAUGUGACUCACAUUAUUCUGCGAUUAAUCGGCGCGUGGCCGAGUCUCAAUGACGCUUCCAACAUGGAAAGAAUUGCGACUCGUUUCCAAAACGUCAUUUGUCACUUUUUAUUCGGAUUUAUAAUUGUGCCGAGUCUUCUACGAGUAUUUCUAAAGGAAUACGAAUUUAAACGUAGAGUCAGACUGCUUGCGCCGAUUGUAAAUUGUUCGAUGGGUUGGAUGAAGUAUUUCCUGAUCCUGAACCACGUAAAAGAAAUUCAAUCUUGCCUGAAUCGGGCGCGUCAGGAUUGGAGUGAUACGGUAAAUGGAAGUGAUCGGAAAGCGAUGUUGUCUACAGCGAGAGUAGGACGAAAGUUUGCGAUUUUUUCUGCCGUCUUCAUGUAUACCGGCGGACUAGGUUAUCGAAUACUUAUACCACUUUCGAAGGGUCGUAUGCUUACACCGGAGAACAUCACGGUGAGAGCAUUGGCAUUGCCGAGUUACUUCAUUAAGUUUAAUGGACAAGUGUCACCAGCGUACGAGAUCGUCUUUACCCUGCAAGCCUUUGCAGGAUUAAUUACCUAUUCGACAGGAGUUGGUGCGGCCAGCUUGGCAGCAUUUUUCAUCAUGCACAUUUGUGGACAAUUAAGUGUUAUAAUGGGCAAACUGCAGAAUCUCAACAACAUAUCAAAUUCUAACGAUCGAGCUGUCGCGAUAUUGUUGGCUGAUAUCGUACAGCAUCAAAUAAAAGUGAAAAGUUUUCUAACACAAGUAGAGGCAACUAUGCGAUAUGUAUGGUUAGUGGAAAUAAUGGGUUCUUGUCUACUUUUAUGCCUUUCAGGGUAUUAUAUUAUUAUGGAAUGGCAAAAUAAUGAUUCGACGGCUAUGUUAACUAUGUCUGUGAUGCUUACAUCUUUCAUCUUUUCGAUUUUUACCUACUGUUAUGUGGGUCAACGAUUGACAGAUCAGAGCAUCAAAGUUGGAUUAAUGACAUCCACGACAAAUUGGUAUCAUCUUCAAUACAGAAGAGCCCGUUCUUUAAUACUAAUAAUGGCAGUUUCCAAUAUUCCGGCAAAAAUUUCAGCAGGCAGAAUGAUAGACAUAUCUCUACCUACUUUCAGUAAUGUAAGUAUAAAAGCUUGUGCACAAAUUGAUCAUGGAAGUGAUCGGUGUGUGGUAAAAUGUGAACAAAUUCGGAAAAUGAACGAAACAUCUCAGAGGAUCCCGUUUACGAGAUCGUAUUUUUGA
Trachymyrmex septentrionalis is the source of this 1281-nucleotide messenger RNA. RefSeq names its product odorant receptor 4-like. Gene Ontology annotation, biological process: sensory perception of smell; detection of chemical stimulus involved in sensory perception of smell. Gene Ontology annotation, cellular component: plasma membrane. The record is from RefSeq and is a predicted model, not a curated record. The transcript has 5 exons. The coding region runs from base 1 to 1281 and encodes 426 amino acids. Gene Ontology annotation, molecular function: odorant binding; olfactory receptor activity. Lineage: Eukaryota; Metazoa; Arthropoda; Insecta; Hymenoptera; Formicidae.